Molecule: messenger RNA, 5347 nt
Organism: Mya arenaria
Lineage: Eukaryota; Metazoa; Mollusca; Bivalvia; Myida; Myidae
Exons: 2
Coding region: 124-861 (245 amino acids)
Source: RefSeq, a predicted model, not a curated record
ACAAGAACAUAGUUAACAGAAAACGCUCGCGAGUUAAACACUAAACGACAUCCGAAAUUUUCGGAUAAAAUUCAGAGUCCGGGAAAAUUAUCUCGGAUUAAUAGUAGUCGACACAUUACAAAUAUGAGACAAGAAAUUACUACGACAGUGAUGGAAAUGAAAAUAGAUAACUACGACACGGAGGGAUUAUCCUCUACGAAAAAAAUACCGACGAAGUCAACAGACGAAUUUACGAUGACGCGUGUGACGUCAGAUCUUAGAUUAACUGAAAGUGUGACGUCAGUCGUCAUGGACAGUUCAAAUUUGACGUCAAAUGACUGUUUAGUUGAACAUCACAUGGCAUCCUUGCCGCCGGCUGUGGACAAUAUAAACGAACGAGUGACAUCAGAGGAUAAGUACACGGACGGGAUUGAGCUAUCAAAUGCAUGCCGGGAAUAUUACCACAACCGGCAACGCGAGGCGGCAGCCGUAAAAGAGAGACUGGCGUCAGGAAAAGGGAAGUCGCAGAAGAGCAGUAUGGAUGUUGCCAUGGACACUCUUCGGAAGGAAAUGUCGAGCCUGAUGGAAGUUGACCUGGGCCUGAUGAGGCAGCUGCUCACCCUAAACGAGGCUAUCGAGGAUCUCAAGAGCCAGCGCGACUUCCGGUCCGCAUCCCUCGCAUCCUCACGUGACCUGAGCGGCUCCGAGUGUUCCGUCUCCGACACCGACAUGUACGGAUCGCUUGAUGACGUCACUGAUGACGUAUUUUACAAAACCGGAAACACCUGUGUGACGCAGGGAAAUUCGACGCAUGUGUACAGAAAGCGUGGAUGUUAUGAGGAACAGAAUUCUUUUGAUUCUGGGACCUUCGAAACAUAUUGAAAAAGUGAAUGAAAAUACACUUCUCAUGCAUUCAAAUCGAUUCCAUGGACAUUAUGGACCAUAAAACAACAACGGUAGUGGGAACAAUUAUAAUAUAUUGUUUUAAUAUUGUUUUAAUACCAUGGAAGAAAAAAAUCAUAGGAUUUUGUUCAAAGCCAUGUCAUCUUUAUAUGCGAUAAGCCAAACUAACAUAUGUAUAAGUCAUUAACUUGGCACCUUAAAGUUUAAGACAAAGUUAAUUGCGUGUAGGCUAUUACUUAUUUAUCUGAAUGAAUUGAUUAAAUUAAUUCAAAUUCACAAAUACAACGGUCUUACCAUGCAUGUGAUGGGAAAUGGUCGGGCAUGAUUCCAGCCUAUAAAUCGACGAUGCACAAUAUCUUGUGCGGAUAUCAGAUCAUGACAACUUCGCGACUCAGUGGAGGCAUACAUCCCACAAUGGAAUCAUUGUCUGACUAAGCCUAUCAUUGCUUAAUCAUAGACGGGUUUCAAACAAUUUGUUUAAUCCUAGUGGCUGUGACAAACAGAUUUUUAAAAACCAGAUCUCUUGGACAGUUUUAAACAUACAGAAAGUUUUUAUACAUAUCUCACGAACAGCUUUGAAGUUUAAACGUAUUUGGCUCUCAUGGGAAGUUUUUCAACCAUUUGGCUCUCGCGAACAGCUUUUAAGUGCCAACAUAUUGGCUCUCACGGAAAGGGUUUCAGUGAUUUGGGUCUCACGGUCAUCUUUUCAGUUUUAAUUCAUUGGCUCGCAAUGAAAGUUUCAGUCAUUUGGGUCUCGCGGACAGCUUUUAAGUUUUAACAUAUUGGCUCUAAACCAGUUGUCUCUUGUGGACAGCUUUUAACAUAUUGGCUCUAUCGCGCAGUCACAGUCACCGACUAUUGUUUAAGAUUGGCAUACUGGCUCUUACGGACAGUUUCAAACAUCAUUGCUAUCAUUCUAUCACACAGAUAGUUUUCAACAAUUAUUUAGAUUUAAAGCAGACCACGUUGUUAUAUCCAGUCAAAUUGUAAACCAUGAAGCUUGGUUAGCAUUAGCACUAGGUUAAGCAUUACUACAACAUUUUGGAUGGAUCAUUCGGGGGAUUUCAUUCCUUACUUUAAAUACCUUAGCUAUGUAUAAACAUCACAAAUGGCAAUACAUCGUGUGUGUUUUAAUUUCCUCAUUUUCGUGUUCAUUUUCAAUGAUGGCUAAAGUUUAGUUCACUCAAAUGGUAUUUGUGAAGCAAUACAAUGAAACUAUGACACUAAGAUAAUUACACCCUACGACUAAAAUCGAUUAAUUGAAACAACGCACAACUUUUCGUGAUAUCAUCAGUGUAGUCAACAUUUAACAUACUAGAAAGAAAAAACUUAUCCAACGUUGUAUGUAUAAACUGUUGAACAUGUUAAACUUGUUGAAGUAAACAUGCCAAGGAUAUAGGAGAUAUAAUAUGGCCAUGUGCCAACAGUAACAAUGUUAUUCAAAGAGUUUUACUCAGAACAAUUUUUCGUUGCAUACAUUUCCUUGUUCCCUUGCAUACCUGUUUCUUUACGUAGCAUACUCAUUUUUUCCGUUGCAUCCAUUUUUUCGUUCUUUUGCAUACAUAUUUCGUUUCGUAGCAUACACACAUUAUCACUUGCAUACAUACUCAGUUCAGUUGCAUACAUGCUUUGUUCUGUUGCAUACAUACUGUUUUGUUGCAUACACGCUUUGUUCUGUUGUAUACAUUCUUUUUUCUGUUGCAUACGUAUUGUUCUGUUGAAUACAUAUUGUUCUAUUUCAUGCAUAUUCUUGUUUUGCAUACACACUUUGUUCUGUUGCAUACGUAUUGUUCCGUUGCAUACAUACUUUGUUCUGUGGCAUACAUAUUGUUCCGUUGAAUACAUAUUGUUAUGUUGCAUACAUAUUAUUUUGUUGCAUACAUGUUGUUCUGUUGUAUACACACUUUGUUCUGUUACAUACAUACCUUGUCUUGUUGCAUACAAAUUGUUUUGUUGCAUACACACUUACAUGUGUUGCAUACAUAUCUUCUGCUGCAUACAUGUUGUCCUGUUGUAUACACACUUUGUUCUGUUGCAUACAUACCUUGUCCUGUUGCAUACAAAUUGUUUUGUUGCAUACACACUUACAUGUGUUGCAUACAUAUCUUCUGCUGCAUACAUGUUGUCCUGUUGUAUAAACACUUCGGUCUGUUGCAUACAGACCAUGUUCUGUUGCAUACAUAUUGUAUUGUUGCAUACACACCUAGAUAUGUUGCAUACAUAUCUUCUGUAGCAUACAUAUUGUCCUGUUGCAUUACACACUUCGUUUAGUUGCAUACAUUGCUACAUUUAUUUCGCUUUCGUCUCAUGACACUUGUUCAUGAUAGUUCAUGGUUUAAGUGUUUUGUCAUGGCAUAUGAAAGGAGAAAACGGUUAUCCAGGAGGAAAUUAAUGUGAAGGAAAAGAAAAUAACAUAUAUUGUUUAAUUAAUACAUAUUUAUAUUAUUAUAUGUUAACUUUAUUGAAUGGCAUCCCUUAAACCAAUGUUUACAAACCAUAUUGGUUUUGUGAAAGUUGGAUGCCUUAUAAAACAAUCAAUCAAUCAAUCAAUCGAUAAUAUGCUUAUUGUUCAGAAUUUUGUUAAAGUUAACAACGUUGUUAACGUGUUUAUUGUAAACUUUCAAAUCUUUACUAAUCUGAAAGUUAUGAUCUGCAGUGUUCGUCACAACAUUUGAGAAAACUGUUAGAACUGUACUCCUUUUAUUUGACUGUAUUAAUACACCAUCAAAUAGUUCACAUUUAAAAAUAAGUUAACAAUGAUGCAGUUAAUCAUGUUGUUGCAACAUUGUUGCCAAAUUACAUUGUUUAUGUAUAAGAAGUUUUAAAGCAACAUAAUUGUAGGUGAAUUUAACAUUUUGUGUUUUUUCUUUCUUCUUAAUUUGUGUUUAUCUGGUCCCAAUUUCUCUAAAAAAAAAAUAAUAACACUUAAUUAUGUGAUUUUAAAUAGCCAAGACAUUUAAAUUGAUUUUACGAAACAAAACUAGUUUAUUAAGAAUUUCUUUUUAUUUUUCGUGUUUUUCCUUUCAGAUUUAUACCACAAACAAAACGUGUGCUUAGCUCGAUUCUUUUGUAAAGGGUUUGAGAUUAUUGAGGAAUUGGGGCCAGCUAGGUCAGAUUUGUUUACUACUGAUUUAUUUUCUAAUUAUCAACUCAUUACUUUCACCUUAUAAGUAAUUUAAAACACCUACAUGAUAAACAAAUUGAAAGUUAAAUACUGUAAUAAUAUAUUUCGAAAUCUUAGCUCAGCUAUGACAGCAGAACUGAGUUCAACUCUGGGUUUAUUCAAUUAGGGUGUUUUUGUUGGUACCAAACUUGUUUCAGUUUCGGUUUCAAUGGUUUCGACGGUUUACAAAAAAGUUUUGAUUGAAGAAACCAAUGUGUGGUUUUGUGUACAGCUUCAACAACAUGAUGGAGCUUCUGUAUGUAGCCACUAUUCCUAAAUUUCUUCAAAACAAUGAAACAGCAGAUGGUCGUUUGCCUGUCUAAACUAAAUGGUGUUUCAACACAUGUCCGCCAUGUUUUAUUUUUCAAAGUGAGCUAGAUUUUUUCGGAUGGAACAAACCGACGAAAAAUAAAACUAGAGUUUUCGUUUUAUUAAAACUGUCACAACAAAUACACAGUAAGUGAAACGAAUAUAAAACCAAAACUAGUUUAUUAUCAACAAAAACGCCCUGUAAAUUAUGGCAAAAGGAGAAGUCGUACCUAUACAAACUCGUCACAUGUCAAAGUCGCCCCAUAUAUACAUUUAUAGUAUAUAGCAGAGUGUCCUGUAUACAGUUAAGCUGUGAAUAACAAGAAUGGCUAUUGGCGAGUGAAUAAAGGCAUUGUUAGUAAACUUGACAUCAUUCUAAAACAAAAUAUGUUGUCAACAAAAUUAUAUCAAUUUCUGAUCAACAUCAUUCAGUUUUCCAUCAUGUAUAAUGAUAUAAAUAUUAAGUAUUAUCAUUGAAUGUUGUUUCAAAGGAUAUAUCAUUAAGACGUAUUGCUAUAUAAAUACCGCAAGUAUGGAACGACAUUUCCGUAUCUGAUACGAAUUCCUAGUGAUACGAGUUAGUAUUGGCACGACUUUCCUUGUGGUACGAGUUCAUAAUGGUACGAACAAAAGUGGUACGAGUUCUUAUUGGUACGACUUCCACGUGAUACGAGGUCGUAUUGGUACGAUUUCCAAGUGGUACGAGUUCGUAUUGGUACGACUUCCUAAUGGUACAAGUUCGUAUUGGUACGACUUCCUAGUGGUUCGAGUUCGUAUUGGUACGACUUCCUAGUGGUACGAGUUCGUAUUGGUACGACUUCUCUUUAUCUAAAUUAUUAUGUAUUGGUAUUUGUAUAUCAACAUAUUUUGCAAAAAGAAAUUUUGAGUUUAUACGAUGCUUGGUACCAUAAUAUAAUAAAUACUGAUAAAUAAAAUCAUGAACAUUAUUUUGUUAUAUAUUUCAGUCCCAAUCAGAUUAAAUGUUAAAUAUUA